AAUGACCUCACCGGGCCAGCAGAAAGGAAGUGUUUGAAAUAUGGUAAGCUGAGUGGUUCACACGCAUUGGCGAGUACACGGCUUUGUAUCUGUUAACAUGUGUUAAUUUAAUGCCAAUCUACCUACCAUGCAUUUGUGAUGAAGUACACAAAUCAACAACUUAAAAUUCUUGAAACAUGAGGAUUACCAGAAGAUUCACCUUGACGUUCGUUUUCUUAAUCGACUGGUGACCUGUGACCAUGACCAUAACUGCUGUGUGACUUGCUCAGGGAUGUAUCAGCAACUGACACAUCCUCAUUCACAUCAUCAUCUGUAUCAAAAUCCACAAAACAGUAGGCAGAAACAGAAAGAAGAAGCAUGCGGGAGAACUUACUUCCCAAAGGAACUUGUGAAGUCAUCUCACACUUCUUUGAUUUCGUGUGAUGAAAGAUGGCACUGGGCGCAACGCACAUCAGUGUGGCAGGUUUUGACCUGCCCAUGGAUGAAAAUGCUAAUGGAUACCCCUGGGGUCUUAUUCAGCCUCAGGAGCUUGCCAGACUGUUGAGCAGUGGCACAGAGAAGAUGCUUGUCGUGGACAGUCGCUCUUUCCUAGAAUUUAACACCAGCAACAUCCAGCAGUCUGUUAAUGUCAGCUGCUCUAAACUGGUGAAGCGUCGGCUACAGCAAGACAAGGUCCAUAUCCGAGAGCUGUUGAGUCAGACCUGCCAUGUGGACACAGAUGACACUUGGGAUGUGAUUGUGUAUGACCAAUGUACUGAGGACCCCGGCAUCUUCACCACAGACAACUUUGUCCAUGUCCUGCUACAAAAGCUGGCCUCCACAUUCAACAGUGUCAACUUCCUGUCAGGAGGCUUUCUAGCAUUUCAAGCAAUGUAUCCAGGGUUGGUUGAGAGCAAAGUGAACAGUAGUUACCGAUGUACAGCUCUGACCUCACUCUCGCAACCCUGCCUGCCAGUCAGUAACAUGGGUCCCACUCGCAUUCUGCCAUUUUUAUACCUGGGCUCUCAGCAGGAUGCAUUGUCUCUUGAAACAGCACAGAUCAAUGGCAUAAACUAUGUGCUUAAUGUUAGCACAAACUGUCCCCGCCCUCCACACGUACAGGAGGGCCACUUCUACCGCAUUCCCAUCAGCGACAACUAUAAUGAAAAGAUUCUUCCUUUCUUUCCUGAUGCAUUCCAGUUUUUGGACAAAGUCCAUGAGGCAAAUGGUUGUGUGCUAGUACACUGUCUGGCUGGCAUUUCACGCUCUCCAACCCUUGCAAUAGCAUAUAUCAUGAAGCAUAUGCGCAUGUCAUCCGAUGACGCCUACAGGUAUGUAAAAGAUAAACGGCCAACUAUCUCACCCAAUUUCAACUUCCUGGGCCAACUUUUGGAAUAUGAGGCACUAGUGCGGCGAGAAGAGGAAGAGGAACGGCUGAAAGCUCAGGUGAUGGGGGCUGAUGAGGGCCCCACUCAACCUGCCAUCAGUGAACACCCGUCACCAGUUGCCAUGGAUCUGCAGGUCUGCAGUCCCCUAUCACCUGGACCAAGCUCAUCGCAUUCUUGUACCUCUUUCUUCCUUGAUCAGGAAACGGGCUUUCCUGGUCCAUGCAUUGAAGCCAGCGACAGGGCUACGAACAGCACCAUCGGCACCAGUGACAGUCAGUCGUGCAGCUUGCCAUUGUUGCAGUCAGAGACCUCACUUCCUGGGCUUCCUUCUCAGACUGCAAAUCUUCCUGCACCUUUUCCUGGGCCAUGUGAUGACCAGCCAUCUACAUGCUGCUCCAGGUUUACAACCUCCAGCACUCUGUCAGAACCACAACAGCCUCAACACGUGCCCAUGACUGGUUCUCCCUUUCCUGGUCCACCAGACUCUGCUUCUGGUAGUUUACCACACCAGGGACCACGCUACAAACUCAAGUCUGACUCUGGGGAAAAGUUAAGCUGUGUGGGGCGAGUGCCUAGUGUGUGUGACUUUCCUGUUGCUGGCCCUGUAGUCAAGGGACUUAGUAAUGGUCUUCAUACAAAUUUUCAUCCCCUUGUUGGUGGGAAGAUCUUCCCAAACUCAAGGAAAACAGGGUUAGGCAGCCAGAGUAUGGAUUGCAUCGCUAGUGCAGCUGUGUCCCAAGCAGGGUUUUUCACCUUGACAAAGAAGACACUAAGUGCAGCACAUCUCAGAGACUUCAGUUGUUUAGAGUCAAAACAAGUGCAGAAAAACUUUCAUCAGAAUUCAGCACCUCUCUCGUUUCAAACUGACUCCACUGCUGGAAGUUUGCCCCACAGUGCAUCCCACAUAGAGAGUAGUUCUCGAACUUGUGUCACAUUUUCCUCAGGUCCCUUCAAACCAUGGGCAAAUCCUCUGGAACGCCCUUUCACAUUGGAUCUCAGUCCAGUGUCAGAUGUGGAAAAAGAUUCUGAUAUCAGCAGUUCAGAGCCCACCACGCCUGACAGACCUGUUGUGAUUCCACCAUCAUCACUGCCACUUAAAAAAUUGGAAGGUGGUGCGGUACGGUUGCAUAGAGUUGCUAAACCAAUGCAGUUGAACAUCAGCACGCCACCACUGCACAUGCUUCCCUCUCCAACAUCAGCUAUGGCACGCCUUAAUGUAUCUGCUGUCUCUCCCAACCAGGAGUCGCCCUUGCAUGUUCCAGAGGCAGUCAGAGCCUCUCACAAUUCUCAGGACCUUUCAUUGGUAACUGAAGAGUUACCAUUCUAUCGCUUCCCUACCACAUCAUUAGACCAGUUGAAUUUUACACCCUGCUAUGUGCCCACCAGUGAUGGGACAUCUUUCCUUACCUCCAACCAAAAGCAGACCAAAGCAUCAGUUCUGCCUCUUGUGCCUGAUAAUGCUAUCCCUCAGCUUUACGCCAAUCACACACAAACCAGGACUGGAGGCAUGAAACGCACCAUCAGUGCAACCAUCUGUGAGACCAAGCCUUCGGAACCCACGUCUCCCAUGUCCAUCAGCAGCCUGGGGUCGCCAACUGGUUCUUUGGUGUCCAUUGGGUCUCCUACCAGCUCCCUGCCUGCAAAGAUGGCUCUUCGUAGCAAAGAGACAAGUCGGUCCUGGCGACAGCAAGAAGAGUCGCCUUCCGAAUCCGGGUCUGGUGGAUCGGGAGAUCCCACUUCUCCAAUGUCCAUCUCUAGCAACAGCAGCUCCUCUGGGAGCUCAUCCAUUUCCUCACCAACAUCCAGCAGCACUGCCGCAGUGAGUGUUGUGAGCACCAAGGUUGUGCUGCGGUCACGGGACAAGUCAAAACACAACAGUGUGCGCCCUAACAGCAUUGCCUUCUCAUCUUACCCAACAUUUGAUUUGGGUGCCGAAAACUCUGCCUCUCCCUCAGCUUUCGGGGUGGGAUCAUCUUCACAUGACGACACCUCAGAGGCCUACAUGGCUGGAAACCACCACAAGAAGCUGCGGUCCAGUGGCACAAACUCAGAACCGAGUUCAGAGCGUAAGUUUCGUUGGGGACGUUACUCCGAGCGAGAGGUUUAUCGUCAGAUUACAGCAGCCAUGGAGAAUGCCAUGCUUCGGACGCAAGUGUAUGAGGCAUCUCGCAAAGCUCGCAGUCUGGAUGACAUUCUAGCCUCGGAGGAUUUGCACAUGGGUUCUGUGUGCCAGUGCACUGUGUUUUCUCAGGUGCCUCGUCGGUGUGGAGUGCCGGUGGGGCUUGACCACUUCCCUCCCUCCCAGUGCUGCUGUGGUGCAGCCACUGAGCCAUACCAGUCCAACUCUAGCAUAUCAUCAGGUGGCAGCCAUGGUUCUCUUCACGGCAGCAUGGAGAUCAUUCAGCUUCCACGCUGAAUGGUAAGUUUGAUUUGAUUGGCUGACUGAGGAUUCCCUCCCCUUCUCAACUCACAAUCCAGAGCUCUGAUUGGUUGACAGCUUCGUGCCAACCAGUGCCUUGAAUAAGCAUGUUGCUGAAACAAAAAAUCACAAGUGAAAUGGGUGUUUAGUUGAUGAUUUGGAUCAGGAAAGGGGUGUUGGAAGAAAAACAACUGCCAGUUCCUACUAUGUUUUACUGUUUUACAGUUGCCUCUCUUUUGGACCUCUAUUAAUCAGCCUUUACACCUUAAAACUGUCUCAUUCUGGGUGAUCUCCCUGAGCAAGAUAGACUUGAAGAUGGUGAUUCCUGGACCAUUUUGGUCAUGCUGCAUUAGCAGGUAUCCAAAAAGAAUCUGUAUAAGUUUUUGACAGUUAACCUCCCUUCUGUAUUCAGACAUCUGGCUGCACUGUGAGUGAGAGUGUUUGUGAGCAUUGCUGGGUGCAUUUGCUGAGGGUUUGUGGUAACAGGAUUGCAUGCUCCUGCUAUACAUUUCUGAGGUCAGGUUGCAAAAAAAAAAAAAAAGCUUGCUUACAUUGAUGGUCCCUGGUUUGACCACUAGACACUUGAGAUCCAUUUCUGAAACUGUCUAUUAUAUGUGUACACUUUAGCAUGUACUGUCAGACAUACAAUUUUAUUGUAGAAAUUAGUAGUUGAAACUGGAUAAAGGUGACAAUGGAUGAAGGGUGGGGAGAGAAAUAGGAACUGUUGCUAACAAAAUCUAACACCUGCCCUUUAAUAAAAGGCCAUCUUGUUAACCCUGUAUUUAUUAGCAUUUAAUGCAAUGAACUUUGUUGUAACACCCCACUUAACAGGGACACAUUUGUUGUGUAUUGUCUGAAGGCUGCUUACAACAUUGAGCAGAGCACAUGCAGCUCAGAUGUUUUGAAAUUUUCUGCGCCACAUUUUAUGUUGUUUUUGGUGCACUUUUUUGUGCAGCAUGCAAAGAAAUCCUGGAAAAUUUGUAAAAAGAUGUGAACAUGGUUAUUUAGCAUUUUUCGACCUUUUCUGACUAAACUCACUCUCCUUGCUUCUAGUUUUAAAAAAUGUGGUCACAUCACACCAUUAUGCUUCCAUCCUGGUCAGAUGUAUUUCAGGGGCUUAUAUAUUUGUAUAUGCAUCAGUUCUCUAUAGGGAAAUAGGAGGAACUUUUCAAAGAGCUGUAUAAACCAAUAAAAGCUGGAAAUUCUGUGACAAUGCCUUCAUAAAUAUAUUGGAUAGUUUAAGAAGAUUUAAGGGAAGAUACUGCUUUAAGGGCUGAAAAUUUUAUAGAGAACAGUCACUAUCUGAGACAGAUGGUUGAUGGUGGGAGUAUACUGAAUAAGGGUACCAACAUUGAAACAAAAAGCAGUUAGGACUUUGUAAGUUAUAAUUUUACAGGAUAUGUUCAGACUGUGUUUUGUGAUGAUUAAUCAAAGAUCCUAAAACAAAGAUAGCUCAUGAGGUGAAUUAGCACAAAGUUCACAAGGUACAGAGCACCCCAAGCAGCAGAGGCAAAGACCUGUGGAAGAGACACUUUGACUAGACAGUAAACAACACGUAAUGCAAGGAGCAGUUACCUGUGUUUUCUCUCUCUAUUUUUUUUGCCUAGAAACCUUAUAUCUUUUGUAUGCAUAGAGAUAAUAUAAAAUGGCUUAAUAUUUAUAGUUUUAAAAAGAUUUAUCCAAAGCAUUGAUUUUUGUUUUUGUAAGACUACUCUUUCCCAACCCAUCCUGCUCUUUAUGUUUGUGUACCUGUUAAGUCUGGUGCUGGUGCACAUAAGAACACGCAAAAAAAUGAGCUUUGAAAAUAAUGCAUUUAAAUUGUUUUUUUUUAGACAAGCGUAUGUGAAAUUCAUUGCAUGUCUGAAUAUUAUUAGGUGUCACUCACAAGUUUCACACCCAAAAAGUCUUUGCUUGGGGGGCAGAAAGUUCUGGAAGCAACCAUCAUGAUCUAUCUUUGGAUUAAGAAAUGCAUUUAAGACUAGUAAUGUAUGAGAACUGAUUGGGUAUAACAGCUUUGGUCAAUUCACAAGGGUAAGAAACCUUGUUAAUGAUAUGAUGUCAGAGGCUGGGUUAUGUGAUUUGUUAGUAUUUGUGCAAGAGAUUUUUUUUUGUGUGUUGGUUUAAAGCUGUUGUGUCUCACAAACACCACUUUUGUAAACCUUACCUGUACCCAGUUAUGUAAUUGUUUUUUUAAGGGUUGGGACUUAAAAAAAAAUUAAAAUGCGCUUGUUAGGAAACUCGGAAAGGGAGAGAACUACCCUCCACUGAUUAUUGAGAAUGAUGAAUGUUGUUAUCUACCCAUUGCAUGGCUUCCACUUUUCCACUUGGUAGAUGUCCUUUUCCUUGGUAACCCACUUUGUGCCCUUUAUGUUCUAAAAGUGUUUAAUUUGAUUUAAGACAGUUUGGUUCUGCACCCUGAAUGAUUUUUUUUUUUGUGUGUCAUUAAACAUCUUGUGGCUAUGCCCUCCUCAGUUUUGAGCUGUUUUGUUUUUUGGUUCUGAGUGGUGCAAUUUGCUUGUAGCGUAUGUGGUUUCCCACUCCCUUUCUUGGCAUGAAAUCCAUAUUCUGUUUCUGGUAAGAUAGUAUAAACUGGUAUGUGUGUGUGCAUAUGUGGUUGUGUGUUCAGUGUAUAUGCUAGUAUACUUAAAGGUGUUUUUCUGCAUACAUCUGCAUGAACAAUAUUCCACAUUCAGAAGUGUAUAUUAUCUGUGGUUAUCCCUAUGCGUGUUUUGCAUGCACAUGUCAAUACAUGCAUGUGUGUGCUUGUGCAUGAGAGAAAAUAAUCAUGUAAAUGAAUCCUUGCAGAAACAGAGUGGACAUAGAGCUCUUAAUCACCAGGUUGGUGACCAUGGAGCAUCAACAACUUCUAGCUGGCCAUAAAGCAGAACUUGCAGAACAUCCUGAUUCCAGAACUUAACCUACAUUUUCUGACACUUGAAGAAAUGUGUGAACAAAUGUGAAAUUGUUGUCUAGAAAAGUAUAUCUUCUGUUUUCCUGGUAAUGUAAAUUACGUAUUCAUGCAUGUAUGCACUUAAAGUGCAUUUGUGCAUACACAAACACAGACGAAAGCACAACAAAUUUUCAUUUACUCGCAAAAAAUUAUUCUGAGUUGUUACAUAAUCAGUACAUAUUAUGGACUUUCGCUGCUUAAGCACUGUAGACAGGUUCUGUAGAUAAUAUUUGUGUUUUAUAUAGUGGAUUCAUUUAUCCGUUGUUAAAUUUCCCUGAUUGCACUUUUGUACAUAACUACAUCCGUGGUAGUUACUCAGAGGAGAUAAUGUUUUCCAAAGAUAAUUUAUUCUAUUUAUUGUUGGUCAACUUUCUUCAUUGUAAUCACAUCUUUACAGAUGUAGAUAUACACAGAAGCAAUGUUGUGUUUAUUGACAGAUAUGGUAUUUAAUAUAAAGUUGUUGCAUAUAUAUAUAUGCAGUUACAUCCUCCUUCUUUCCCCAACCCCAUCCCAUUUUGGUUUGUGAUCAAGUGUCUUUCCUUUAAAGUUCACAUAAGAGCAGACAGCCUCAAACCAUGGAUAAUUACAGUUUGCUGAAACAAUCUGUAAAUUUAGAGUGAUAUUCGUGUGGCCUUAGUUGUUUCAAACCUAGGAAAAAAAAAUCUAGAUUUAAAACAAAUUGCUUUCAGCUGUAAAUAUUGUAUUGAAUCAUGUCUUCUUUCUGUUUUGAAUGAAACAUUUUUGUAUUCAAAAGAUUCAGGAGUAGCUCUUAGAAGUGUCAUACCUGUUUUGAAAAUUCUGAAGUUCUUGCCAUGAACUCUUAAGCACCAGCUUGAUCACAUGUAUAUGGUAAAGAUAUAGCUUGAAACAAGUACUAUGUUCAGUUGUUUUUGUACAAGUAGAAUGCAGAAAAAGGUAUAAAGACAUGAAAGAUCGUGCAGGUAGCUGCCAUCAUGUACGGAGUUAGAUAAGUUACAGAGAAUGAAUUAAGUCUGUAUUUAAAAGAAUUUUUAGAUUAUCUAAACUAGCUCAGAUUUUCCAACAGUAAACUAAAUUUGCACAUAAAUAAAAAAUUAUGACAUGACAUACAGCUGACAGUCACAGACCAGUCUGCUGAAGUCCGAGGCAGCUCAAAUACUGAAGUAAAGGCUUUGGUAAUGGUGGCAUAUUUGACUUUAAAAUAAUAAAAUGUAUAUAUAGUUUUUCUUUCUCUUAAAUAUUCAUCCAGCCAAUUUAUUUAAUUCAAUUUUUUUUCCUUUCAGUACAUUAGGGAGAAAACCCUGCAUUCUUUCCUCUAGUUUCCCUUGCUCUGUUCAGUGGUUUAUUGUAGUAUGUGGAUAAUGGGUAGGUCGUAUGCUUUUUUUUUUUAACUCUAUACAAUGAUGCAAUGUUUUAUUUAAACUUAAAUGUCAGCUUUUUUUUUUUGUUUUUCUUUUUAUUCUGGUCAGAUUUUGAGUGUGAAACAAACUUUCUCAAAGCUUUAGGCAUUUGUGGCCAUAUAUGGAAAGAACCUGGAGUACAUUGAGUAAGGUUCAUUAGUACCAUUAUCACAUAUGGAAGUCAUCCUAACAUUUUAGAGGGCCUGUUAUAACCAGUGAAUAUGAAGUAAUGGAUACUUCAAUCAGAGCAAAGAGAAUACAAAAACAAAUGGAAAAAUACAUGGUUCCCUUUAGGCUAUUUUAAUGAGUUCUGAUGUUUGCACAGUUUAUCUAACCCAUGAAAACUGCACAUAUGAUGAAAAUUAUGUUGCUGUGUGCAGCUAUUCAGUAGAAAGAAAAUUCCCUAAUUUUUGUUUUUACAAACAUAUCUGCCAGAGGAGUUUUGCAUGACUUUUAAAAGAACUACAUUGCAACAGUCUCUUUAUACAUCUCUUUCUCUCUCUAACACACACAAAAAAAUAUCUGUUUGUGUUGCACUAAAUUUAGUUUUCUGCAUUCACAAUUGAAGUUUUUUAUUUUUGGUUUGAAUAUCCUCGAUAUAAUAUUCAGACUUUUUUUUAGUAAGCAUUUUCUUAUCCUGCCUUAAUGGAUAUAAAAAUUAUCUCCUUCCUACAACAGAUUGAUGUAAAUAUGCUGAAAAGAAGAGAUCAGUUGAGCUGAAAUCAUGGAACAAGAACUUUUAAUGUAAAACAUUACAUAUUUUGUUAAUUUUUGCACUUUGUUAAUAAUGUGACUGAAGAGUGUUCACCUCACAGGUUGCAGUUUUUUCCUCAUAUGUGGAAUCUCUUAGGCUACAUUUAUACUAUAGAUUUGUGUUAAUUUAACAAAUCGAUACUUUACGAUCAGACUAACAGAAAUCAAUAGCUAUGGUAAAGUGACUUACUAAAUUAAACAGCCACAAAUAAAGUGGUGCAAAAAAAAAAAUGUAUGUAGCUACAAAAUCAGCUAGAUUUACAACAUAAUGACUUUAAAAUAUUAUGUUACAGUUACAGUGACAAAAAAAUUUAAAAUGUGUAAUUUUGUAAUGUAGUGUAUUUGUAUUAUCGUUACCUUGCAUGUGUGCCAGCACAUGGUACACAUUUGGUUAAGUAAGGAAAAUAUACCAGCAGAGCUGAUAUUUAUUAAUGAUUCUGUAAAACCAGAGGGAUAUAUAUAUAUAUCAGAAUAUCAAUCCCAAAGCAGAUGAAACCAUAUUGUGCAAAUACUAUGACACUAAUGAUUCUACUUUCAGUUUAUAUAGCAGAAAUGAGAAAAAUGGUCCUUUGUUAACAAAAAUGAUCUCACUUUUAUGGUGUGUUUAUGGAAGUUAGGUUUUUGUAUUUUUUUUUGCAUGUGUAUAUGAGUGUGUGUGUUUCUAUGCACAUGUAAAUAUCCAUACCACUUCCAAUAGUUUUAAAAGGUUUAUGUCGUUAUCCCUGCACCACAAUGGCAAUUUCAUCAGUCCAUUUUUUAAGUACAAUUUUUCAUCUUUAAUUCCAGAAGAUGACUGUUACUGUGCUCAGAGAUUCAUCUUUUGCGAAGACUUUUUUUCAGAAAAAUCCCUUUGAGCAGAUGGUAGUAUAUUAUUUUAUUUGUAUAGCAGUAAAUAUUAAAGUGGCGAUUUAUAUAAGUUAUAAAAUAUUUCAACCGUCAUAUGAUCCAUGUUUUUUUAUGGGGUUAUUUUCCUUUUCUUUUUUAUUUUACAGUUGAUUGAUGUUUAAUUCUGAAACAGUUUGAAUGUAAAACAAACACUUAACCUUCAAGCACUCUCUAUAAUUAUGCCAGGUAUUGAUCGAGUGACAGCAUAGCAAUUUGGGUUCUUCCCGCCUGUGUUAGAGCUAACCAUUGAUAUGUAGUGAUGUUGAAUCAGUGCUGUGAUAGACCAGACGUUCUCUCUCUGUACCUGGAAACUCAAGUUUCUGUGAACUGUGACUCUUCCAUGUUUUAAUUCAUAAUCAGGUUUCAAUGGGCAUUGAUCUUUGGCCUUUUCUGUUGUGUCUUUACCACAAAUUCCAACCACUUUCUGGUCCCUUUGUAUUAACAGAAUUUCUAAUGUUUCUUAAGCAGUGCCACUAGCUAUUACCCUAAGCCUUGCAAAAGAAAAAAAUUACCUUGACCUCAAGCACACCAGAUGCAACUAUAAUAUAAUCAAAAGAUGUGUAACAAUACACACAAUUAUGUGACAAUCUAUUCAGAGACAACAGCAGUUAAGGCCUUUUUUCCAACUUUUAUUCUAUAAAAAUUUCUUUGGCAAAUUUCCCCAGCAUAUUUGAGAACACACUUGGUACUAUAAUUAUUUUUUCGAGAAAACAGCUGUUCCUCUCCCUCUACAACAUUAAGACGUGAUUAUUAGCCCAUCCAGUAGAUCAGGGGUGGGUAACCUUAUAACAUAAUUCGUGAGCCCUACAAAAUUACUAACUUAAAAAAAAAAUUCUAAUAUAUUUGGUAAAGCCGUUCAGAAGCCAGUGUGUUAACACUUUUCCAGCGUGUUGGCUUCCAUGCUACCUGGCACUGUCUACUGAGUCACCGCAAUACAGGCCGGCGGGCCUCGGGUGCUUGGAUGGAAAGACCGUCUUGGUGUGGUCUGCGCAUUUGUAUGAAAAAGUUCAUUACCGCUCUGAGCCUGAAGAAGGACGAAGCGUUAACAAGACUCUGUGCAAUAAGCUGUGGCCGACAAGUUACCUGGAUAUGGCAAUCAGGUUUCGCUGGCAGUAGAGGGACUGGACAACUCAUUUAAUUCUUGACCUCUCUUUUCAGUGCCAGCGAAACCUAAACGUCAUGUGCACGUAAAUUAUCGUCCAAUUCAUUUUUUAAUAUGCAGAUGAUAUGCAGGACGAUAAAUAAACUUUGCAGGCACAUAGUAGACCAUGCCAAAACUGUCAUAUUAACAGCCAUCGGGGUAGGUGACACCACCUGCGGUUGCUAUGUGCUAGGGCCAGACCAAUUAAUGAUUUCGCAAGUUUUAUACGGCCCUAGGACGCUUUCUAUCCUUGCAACAAACAUUACUAAAUCUCAUUUUAAAGUAGGGCAGGAAAUAAUUAAACAGGUACUUACCUCCCUUUCUCAUCGUGUAUCUCUUUCCAAAAGUGUGGUGCAAGCAUUUCAGUGAAUUCUUUGUGUACAUUGUUAACUAGAAAGUUAUUCUAUGCUUGCACUAUGUGCCGAUUCCCAGCUUUGUAACUUGUACUUUGUGAUUUCCCAUCCCCUUGUUGAACUUUCGAUUUUUACUUUUCACAGUACACGUUCAAAAUCUAGGAGGAAAAAAUUAAACUGGCAGCAGGAAUCUAUUUUAUGAAUUUCUUUUUUGAGUUUUUUUAAACAGGCAAAAUCAGUAUGCUCAUGGGACCAUGACAGCAGCAGUUGUGAAUCUGUCCUUUGUUGAUGAAAGCUAAAAAAUCUACCAGUUCUUCCAUGCAGUGGACAUUUUUUGGAUGGAAUCAAAACAAAAUCCUGCUAACAGGAUUAGCAUUAUGUGUAGAUCUUCAUUCAUGGCUUGUAAAAUACUUAAAAUAAUUUUUUUUCAGUUAGGCGCUUUGACUACAUAGCCCUAAAUUGUCCUGUAUAUAGAACUGUCAACUUCGUUAGGUAAAGGUUUACAGUUGACUGGGUGGUGAAUGCCAUCAGAACUGAUUUAUAAAUAAUUCAUUAGAGUACUGUCUUCAUUUUGUAGUCUAAGAGGUUGGAAAACAGAAUCCAGGAUUCAAUACGAAUGGGUGCUCCUCCCAUAUUUCUUUACUUUCUGUCCUAUUAAAUGCCAAUAUCAAUUUACCCAUUCAGAGGAAGGUUCAAAGUUUGACAUUGUAUUUUAAGAUGGCAUUACUUCAGCAAGUAAAAGAAUAAGCACCUUUUCAAGAGGAAACAUAGUUCAUGCUAAAUACUAUACUCUUUCCUCCAGCCAUUGCAUGGCUAUCAUGUACUUUGAUGCAAAUUGCUUUUACAAUUAAUAUUGUAAUUAUGUAUAUUUGUUACAAGCUUUGAAAGGGCUGUCUACUGUACCAAAUAAUAAAAACUAUACUGUUAUGAUUCAGUUAAUUGUAGCUUUAAAACACUCAAUUUUUAUUCCACCCUACAUUUUGGACUAUGUGAACUCUUCAUUCCUGUGUACACAAUUCAAUCUUGGCAUGUAGCACUUAGUACUGGGAUUAUGUUGAUGUACCUCACAAGGCAUUACAUUUAUUGAUCAAUGAUGGACAUGCCCAUUUGAAAUGUAUCCCAUCUUGUGACUAAAAUGAUUCAUCUUCAUCAAAAGUUUGCGAAUUUAUCAGUAAUGUAUUGGAAUCUAAUAUGUACUACGAACCCAAAUUAUGUGUCAAUCCCAGUUUCAUAUUUGAACUUUGUGUGGUUAGAAAAUGACUAGAAUUUCUUAAGGAAAAAAAUCAUUUCAUGUGGUUGCUAUUUUAUAUUUGUUCACAAUUUCCCAUCAAUAACAAUGUGAUUAAAGUUUAUGUGAUCACUUUUAACAA
Molecule: messenger RNA, 12617 nt
Organism: Pomacea canaliculata
Lineage: Eukaryota; Metazoa; Mollusca; Gastropoda; Architaenioglossa; Ampullariidae
Exons: 9
Coding region: 430-3783 (1117 amino acids)
Biological process (GO): negative regulation of MAPK cascade; protein dephosphorylation
Cellular component (GO): cytoplasm
Molecular function (GO): MAP kinase tyrosine/serine/threonine phosphatase activity; protein tyrosine/threonine phosphatase activity
Source: RefSeq, a predicted model, not a curated record